GCGAACGUAAACAAACCGCGCAUUCCCCAACUGCACGCACGCAUCUCAUCUUUGCCCCAUUCCCGCGUCCUAAUCAGGCGGCCAAUAGCUCCACCACUACUUCCGUUCGCUAAUAGCAUGAGCGGAACAUCGAAACCUGCAAACCCACCGCCGGACAGUCACCACCUUCGCUUCCAAUACUGCCAAAACCGCCCACUGUAUCGUCGCUCGCGCCAGCUAACAGCCGUACGGGUGUACUCGGUUGCGAACGAAUCUCGGCACUUGCUCAUUUUCGGCGUUCCGCAAAUUAAUCUGCUCCGAGAGCUGCGCCAAGAGCUAGUGCGGUUCGGGGCGGUGGAAUCGAUCAGCAACAUCACCGACAGCUGGCAACGGGAACAUGAAGGCUCGGACGAGCUGCAGCCCGAACCGUUUACGGACGUAUUUCAUGUGUGUUUCGUCAAACUAGAAAAGGCCCGACAAGCGAAAAAGCUGCUGGACGCACGCAACUUUUACGGCGGUAUACUGCACCUCUCGUACGCACCGGAGCGCGAAAGUGUGGACGAGGUUCGGGCAAAGCUGAACCAGCGUCGAUCGGAGGUUCGAUUCCGUGCGAAACUCGCCGGUGGGCGGCGGUCGUCCAAUUCAAAACAGCGAACGUCAAAUCUUCCUGGUGUUGGUGCUGCCGGACUGCGACAGUUGGCUGUUGUGCCGGCGGUGGACAAUAAUAGCACUAAGACAACUAAUCCUGCGGCCGCGGGUCAAUGAGACACUACGGUCGGGUGACAGUAGUGGUGUUGA
Molecule: messenger RNA, 777 nt
Organism: Anopheles arabiensis
Lineage: Eukaryota; Metazoa; Arthropoda; Insecta; Diptera; Culicidae
Product: RNA-binding protein 48
Exons: 1
Coding region: 118-744 (208 amino acids)
Cellular component (GO): nucleoplasm
Molecular function (GO): nucleic acid binding
Source: RefSeq, a predicted model, not a curated record